AAUAUUUCUUCUUCCAUAUGGAACCCCAAGGCCGAAGCCCUUCUCUGCUCUUCCUCAAACUCCCAUCUCUCUGCGUUUGCUCUGUAUCUAUCUGAAGUGUAUUAUUUAUUCUUUUUGGACGGAAAUACCCUUCUGUGGUAGCAAAAUUAUCUACCUUUUUGGCAUAUGUUUUUCUUUUUAAAGGUUUUUGAGGUCAUGGGGAGAGGAUACUUCUUUUUCUGAGGUGGAGACCAUGAUUUUAACAAAGCAAUAUCGUUGUAUACACUCAUCAAGCUGUCAAUGCACAAAAGGGCAUCUAAGUGAAGAUGCAAUUUUUUUAGUGUUUCAACAGCUGAACUGGAACCCUAAAUUGAUUGCCACCCUGUCAUGUGUAUGCAAAUGGUUUGAUGAUUUGGCCAAGCGAGUGUUAUGGAAAGAGUUUUGCCGAGCAAGGGCUCCAAAAAUGAUGCUUGAUCUGCAAUCUAGCGGAAGUCAUAGUGUUGAUGGCAAUUGGAGAGCACUUGGAAAAUUGCUUAUUUACUGCUCAGGAUGUAGCAAGGGUGGCCUGUUCAAUAGCAUUCAUAUCCCUGGUCAUUUUGUUUACAGGACUCGGUUUUCUAGAACUUCAGGGAAAAGUUUUCUUUUGCCACAAUGCAGAACAGAUGUUUUGUAUGUCUCUGACCCUUGUGAACAUCUUGAUCAAGGGGAAGAAGGUGAUGUUGGAUUUUUCCGUGGAAUUUUCAAGUCAUUCUCAAUGUCAAAGGUUAGGAAGAUGCUGAUUAAAAGGAAAGCCCUGCUUCAUCCAACAGAGGUGUGCCCUUAUUGCAAGGCAAAGCUGUGGAGCAUGCUGCAAGCCAAAAUGAUACCACAGAGUGCCAGCUGUAGGUUGGGUGCCUAUGAAGAUUGUGUUGAGUAUUAUGUGUGCCUCAAUGGACAUGUGCUUGGAAUCUGCACCCUUUUACCCUUGUCAGAUUCAGAAGAGGCAUCCGAGUUGGAGUGAUAGUUGGCAUAGUAAUCAGUCAUUGUUGCCAUGGAUUUUACUUCUCAUGGAAUUGACAAAUGUGGACGAGAUAUUUGAUAAGCUGUCUGGAGGCUGAAACCAUUACAAUCUCAUCUGAACUUUCAACUACGCUGCUUCCCAGUCUUACCCUGGCUAAAUGAUUCGUAGUGAAUGGUUGGAGGCUGUUUCUGACCAUCUUGUUUUAAUCAUCUAUUAAUUACUGUGAGCAUGUAGUACUGUGUACAUGUUAUGAGUGUCCCCAUAUAUAUAUAUAUAUAUAUAUAUAUAUAUAUAUAUAUAUAUCCAGAUAGCUGAUUGUAUCUGCAAUAAUUCGCACCUCUGUUUAUGAUUCAGUUGCUUCACAAUUCAGUUUGCUUGUUGCAAA
Messenger RNA from Hevea brasiliensis (rubber tree), 1364 nucleotides. RefSeq names its product EID1-like F-box protein 2. The record is from RefSeq and is a predicted model, not a curated record. The transcript is spliced from 4 exons. The coding region runs from base 233 to 979 and encodes 248 amino acids. Gene Ontology annotation, molecular function: protein binding. Lineage: Eukaryota; Viridiplantae; Streptophyta; Magnoliopsida; Malpighiales; Euphorbiaceae.